UGAAAGAGUAAUUGUUUGUUAGGAAGAGUGGGUAAAAGUAGAAUAAAGAGAUCGAGAAUUAGUCUCUAUAUAUCUAUAUUGUACAAAGUUUUACGUUUAUUUGAGUUUAGUUCAGUAAACUAAAAGUAAUUAAAUAGUCUUUAAGUUGUACUUGUAGUGUAAUUGGAAGGCCGAUUUACGAAAUAGGAGGUCGUGAGUACCUACCCCUAAAAGUAAAAAUAUAAUAGUGACAUUUGUAUCCCCAAUUAAUCUGUAGAACUCGCCACUCUAGAGUCUAGGCCAAGUAACUGAAAACCUAGAAAAAGUAAAACUGUCUGAAUCCGAGUACACGACAAUUAGUCUACAGGUUGGAGAGGAAUUUAUGAAGGAAGCUUUGGUAACGAAUCAUGACAACAUUUGAAGAUUAUGCAAAAAUUGAAAAAAUAGGUGAAGGUACUUACGGAGUUGUAUAUAAAGGUAAGAAUAAGAAAACUGGGCAGUUAGUAGCCUUGAAGAAAAUACGACUUGAGAGUGAGGAUGAAGGAGUUCCUUCAACAGCAAUCAGAGAGAUAUCUUUACUUAAGGAACUACAGCACCCAAACAUUGUUUGUUUACAGGAUGUAUUAAUGCAAGAAAAUCGAUUGUACUUGGUGUUCGAGUUCCUGUCCAUGGAUCUGAAAAAGUAUCUUGAUAGCAUUCCCAGUGGCCAAAAUAUGGACAAGAUGCUGGUGAAGAGCUAUUUAUACCAGAUCUUGCAAGCUAUAUUGUUUUGCCACCAGAGAAGAGUGUUACAUCGAGAUCUCAAACCACAAAAUCUACUCAUUGAUCAAAAAGGAGUAAUUAAAAUAGCAGAUUUUGGCCUAGCUCGAGCGUUUGGAAUUCCCGUGCGGGUGUAUACUCAUGAGGUAGUGACUUUAUGGUAUCGAGCACCAGAGGUCCUUCUGGGCUCCCCGCGGUAUUCCACUCCUGUGGAUAUCUGGAGUAUUGGAUGUAUGUUUGCUGAAAUGGCCAAUAAGAGGCCACUUUUCCACGGGGAUUCAGAGAUCGAUCAAUUGUUUCGUAUUUUCAGAACCAUGGGAACUCCAACAGAAGAAGUGUGGCCUGGAGUCACUCAGCUUCCUGACUACAAACCAACAUUUCCAAGCUGGAAAGAGAAUAUCUUACCUUCCACCUGUAGCCAAAUGGACAACAAUGGAAUAGAUGUUCUACUGAAAAUGCUGGUGUAUGACCCGUCUAAGAGGAUAACUGCUAAAGCCGCACUUCACCAUCCAUACUUUGAUGACCUGGACAAGUCUAUCCUUCCAGCAAACUGAAGUCUUCUUUUAAUAUUUUUCACAAUGUUUAAUUUGAUACUGACCUAGCGUAUCGCAUUGAUGAAUUAUCUUCUGUUUGAUAAAAGAAUGCUGGUUUGUUUCAUAUGUCAGAUUACCAACGAAGUCCGAUAUUGUACAAGAUUGUUUUUUCCUGUGUCCCUAAUCCCACCCACUGUUAUUUAGAUCUAUGUGUUUUCUAGCCAAUAUUGUACCUUCCAUUACCUGUCACAGUGUGUUUGUUAAUUAUCAUUAUUUUUCUGUUCUGUGGAAGCUACCCAGGCAUUUUCAAUUAAUGGUUUCAGGACUUGCAGCAUAGCAGGUCACUGUGCAUAGUUUGACAUUGUAUUAUAAUGCAUGAUCCAUACUAAAUAUACUGAAUGUGUACAGUACGUGUGUGAGGAUGCUUUGAAACAUUGAGAAUUUUAAAACCUGAUUAAGGUUAGUUUAAAAAAAAAAAAAGUGGG
Limulus polyphemus (Atlantic horseshoe crab) is the source of this 1756-nucleotide messenger RNA. Its product is annotated as cyclin-dependent kinase 1-like. Gene Ontology annotation, cellular component: nucleus. Gene Ontology annotation, molecular function: cyclin-dependent protein serine/threonine kinase activity; ATP binding; RNA polymerase II CTD heptapeptide repeat kinase activity. The transcript has 8 exons. Bases 387 to 1292 code for a protein of 301 amino acids. NCBI's taxonomy places the organism in Eukaryota, Metazoa, Arthropoda, Merostomata, Xiphosura, Limulidae. Gene Ontology annotation, biological process: mitotic G2 DNA damage checkpoint signaling; G2/M transition of mitotic cell cycle; protein phosphorylation. The record is from RefSeq and is a predicted model, not a curated record.